Beta vulgaris subsp. vulgaris (sugar beet) is the source of this 1465-nucleotide messenger RNA. RefSeq lists its product as uncharacterized. The transcript has 7 exons. The record is from RefSeq and is a predicted model, not a curated record. NCBI's taxonomy places the organism in Eukaryota, Viridiplantae, Streptophyta, Magnoliopsida, Caryophyllales, Amaranthaceae. Bases 334 to 945 code for a protein of 203 amino acids. Gene Ontology annotation, cellular component: GINS complex. Gene Ontology annotation, biological process: DNA strand elongation involved in mitotic DNA replication; DNA replication.
CACAAAAUUUUAAAAAGAACCGGCAAAUUUUGAAAACGUUAAAAAAAAAAAAAAGGGGAGAGAAAAAAUGAAGAAAUAAAGCAAAGAAGAUGAAGUCCCUAAACCCUAAAUUUCUAACCCUCAAUUGCAAUUUUCAACUCUCUUUCUCUCUCUAAAUUCAUCAAUUCCAGCUCUCCGUCAAAAAAUUUGACAUAUUAUUCCACGCAUUUUAGAUUUCCAUCAUCAAUUACUUCCCCCAAUUCGAGUAACACUCAAGAAGAGAGCGAGAAAAGAGUUUCACGCAAUAUCAACUUUUUCAACAAGAUCUUUCAAGAAUUCGAAGGAUAAACUGCAAUGGAGGCUACGGAGAUUUAUGGUAAAAGGGCUUCCCAGCUUGUGAAAGAGCUUGCUUGUGCCGAACCGGGGCAAGUUACUCGGUUCAAUGAUGAUUUGUUUAAUCAAGCUAUUAAAGAAUGUAAUGUGCACUACAGUCAAUUUUACGAACUUACCAGGAAAAUGCAGGAAGAAGGAUUGGAUGUCCAAUCAGCUAGAAAUGCUGACCACUUUGGAAUGCUUAUCCACCAUCUUUCCCUAUUACGCAAUAAGCGCUGCCUAAUGGCAUAUGUGUAUAAACGAUCUGCAGUUAUACAGAGCCUAAGCUGGAAGGUUGGGCGGGUGCUUCCUGAAGAAAUUGAACAGAAGCUAAGUGAUCCAGAAAAACGCUACUUCAAGAGCCACUCUUCAGCUCUGCAAUUUUAUAUGAGGGAGAUGGGAGGCCUUGAUUUGACCGUGGAUAUGGUGCCACCAAAAGAUCCGUACAUAAAAGUACGAGUCCUUGAUGAUAUUGGCGUGACAGCAAUGGGAGACCGAGAUACCAACCUUGCACGCCACUCAAUCCACUUCCUUAAACGAAGUGAUGCUGAGCAUUACAUGUUUCAGGGAAUGAUGGAAGAACUCCUAGGCUGAUGUGAAUCCUGCGAUCUCGCCAUAUGUGCAAAGUUUUACCUUUCACAAUCAUCAUGCUGGCUCUCUUUCAGCUUCAUGUUCAGUUGCUUAGCUUUAAAUGGGCAAAACAGAGCAUCUACUGAUUGUGUACAAAGUGCAAGACGUGUUUAAACUCAGAGACGUUCUUUUGCUGGGAUCAUCAAGGACUGUAAAGUUCCAGGUAAUGUUACUGUAAGCGAUGUAUUGAUGCCUGCAGUUUGUAAGCUAGGAGCUGUAACUUUAAGCAAUUGUAUUGGCGAAGCUAGCCUCUUGUGAGGUUGUGUCUCGAAGUAGGUAUUCAGUUUCUUUCUGGCAGUGUAUGAAUGUUCUGGCCAAAUAUACAAUGGUUCUGCUAAUUGGUAAACGGCACGUCACCAAUGUGUUAAAGUAAAUUUGUAGGUACAGCAAUGUUUUCUUAGAUCAAUGUUGUGUGGUUGUACCAUGGUGCAAAUCUACAAAUGUAAACAAGAGCAUCCAAGAAAAUGUUGAACUCUCUUCCAAA